Oncorhynchus mykiss (rainbow trout) is the source of this 1668-nucleotide messenger RNA. The record is from RefSeq and is a predicted model, not a curated record. Lineage: Eukaryota; Metazoa; Chordata; Actinopteri; Salmoniformes; Salmonidae.
UGACAUGUCACUCAGUACCAUCAUGCCUAUGGUGAAAAAUGUGGUUUCUAUGGUGAUAUGAUUUCCCCACUGUUGUUAUUUGUCUCAGAACCUUGUGCCGAAGCCCCCGCAAGGCCCCAGGCCCAGCCGAGAGGCAAAUAUAGCAAAGGCAGAAAAGAAGGCCACAGAGGUUAUCAAGGCUAGAAGGUCUAGGGAGGCUAAGUCAGGGGUGAAAAAAUUAAGCCGCCAAGUAGUUGGUAUGUUGGCACUGCCUCAAACUCUAACUCAAACAAUCAGUUACCGUGAGUAUUCAUCUCCACUUCCAAAGUACAUGGAUUUAUUGAUAGAAUUCUAAAACGAUAUAUGGUGGAAGGAUCCACUAAUGUCUACGAUCCUCUUUCUGUAGGUGUCCUGCCAGCUAUCAAGAAGGGCACUAAAGUUACCCUCCAGUCCUCCAGCUCCCCCUCCCUCUCCGAUGACAACAAGGAGGCUCUAGGGGCCGUCUGCCAGGUCCUGACCACCAGGGUGGGAGACAUCCUGAACAGUACCUGCAACGACGAUUACAAGGCCAGGCUCAUCAUCCAGAAAGGAUUGGAUUCCGGUGCCAGAGAAAGGUUCCCUGGCUCUCCGUGUUCCUCUUCACCCAAGGACGAAGAGGAGGUGGUUGUAAGUGUCAUGACUGUCUCAUACCCUAAACCCUCCACCUCAACCCAGGCAGCAUGGGCAGCUCCUGCCCAGACUCUGGACGGUUUUCUGCCCAGACCCUGCCUGGAUGAAGAAGAGGUAGUCCCCAGCACCUCCAUGAAGGACAACACUGUGCCGAACACCCAUGCAGCACGGGCAGCUCCUUCCCAGACCCUGGAAGAAGAGGUGGGGGAGGCUGAGGUCUCCGAGAUGAGUGACAGCUCCCUGAUGCCUACCAAGAACAGGCAGGACCCCCUGGAGAAGAUUCCCUCCCUCCUACCAGGCAAGGAGCACAUCCUCCUUUGCAGCACUCCCUGGGCCACCGUCAUGAGCCCCCAGACUCUGAAGUUUAUUCUCCACGGCAUCAUGUGCCGACUGGAGGCCUCAGAGUCCCCCCAGACAAGGAGGGCUAAUGACCCCUUCAGGCUGAUGAAGGAUCUCUUUGUGGAGGUCCAGCAUGCCCUGAAGUAUGCUGACAUCUCUGUCGUCUUUGGCCUGGAGGAGAGCAUCCAAUUCAGUGGGGAGGAUGCGGUGAAGGCCAUCGUGAAGACUGCGGCUAAAAGAUUGUCCCUGCGUUCGGACUCCAACCGGGCUCAACUGCGUGCCGCACGCUCUGGUAGCGAGGGAGCCAUCAGGUGCAUGGCGGACACCAUCACACAAGUCAUAGAUGACUAUUCCGAGGACUGGAGUUUCGACGGCCAUUUUGGAGCCAGGAGGAGCCGUGGUAGUGGGAGGUCACACUCCUCAACCUCCUCAAGGAGUGACGUCACCCUCACCGAGGAGCUCCUAGCUUGGAGGGAAACUCUAGAAGAGGACCUAGAGGAGAUGGCUGAUGACAGCACUGGUUUGGAAAAGACCAGUGUAAGCUCAGCCAUCUCUGAGAAGUCCCAGGUAAUUAGCUACCUUUCUGAAAGCACCAAGACCAUCAGCAGCGCCCUCUCCACAGACCUCGAGGACAUCACCUCCACACAGGCAUCGACUCAUGUCUGUUUCUCUCUCUACUAA